GUAUUUGGCGAUUUCCUUAUUACUCGCCGACAACGAGAAGAUGCUCACUAUGGUGGUCAACAGCAUCAAGCAGGACAUGGCGUCCGGGAACGACGCCCUCGCGGCGCUGGCGCUCAACACCGUGGCCAACAUCGGCGGCGCGGAGUUCGCGGAUAACCUCUUCUCGGACAUCGCGAGAAGCCUGAUCAGCCCCAGCUCCAGGCUCUCGCAGUACAUCAAGCGCAAGGCUUGCAUCUGCCUCCUGCGGCUCUACCGCAAGGACACCGACGCCCUGUCGCCGGACGUGUGGCGCUCGAAGCUGGCGGCCAUGUUCACGCAGACGGACGUCGGCCUGCUCACCUCCGCGAGCGGCCUGGUGCUCGGCAUCUUGGAGCAGGGGACCUUCCCGGCCGCCGAGUGGCUCGAGAUCGUGCCCGCGGUGGUGCACGCCCUGUCGCAGCUCGUGCAGGACGGGAGCGCCCUGGCGCGGGGUCGGCGGAUUACCAUGUGCCCUGCCCGUGGCUUCAGACGAAGCUGUUUCGCAUUCUGCAGUUCUUCCCUGUGGAGGUCUUGA
Molecule: messenger RNA, 553 nt
Organism: Prorocentrum cordatum
Lineage: Eukaryota; Dinophyceae; Prorocentrales; Prorocentraceae
Source: the annotation of a GenBank genome assembly